CCUCUGCUACUCCUUUCCAAGCACUGCUUCAUUAUUUUAUAUUUCAAAUACUAAUGGAUCGAGCCCAGGAAUUAGAUUCCCUGUCCCUAGAAAUUUUACAGUUUCACUAGAGAGAGAGAGACAGAGAGAGAGAAUAGUUUUGUAAGGCUGCUGAAGAGAAGGGUUCUCUCUUUUAUCCUUAUGCCUGAACUGGAAGAAAGUUGUAGGUAGAUUCUGUAGUAUUUUGGUUUGUCUGAUGAUGGAUCUUUUAUGAUGUAUUCUUGCUUAUCAUCUUUGCUUCUGCAUCAUGGGGAUCAAGUAGAGAAACCAUUGGUCAUUUCUUUGUUCCUUGAACUAGAUUUCCGCGAACUUGUGACCUUCAUCCUUAUGUCAACUUGAGUCUUUGAGGAAGAGUAUCGGGUUGGUCAUUGGUGUGUGCCCCAUUUGGGAAAUGUGCUUUGUUUUUGUUUCUCCACUCAGGAUCUUCUUCCGUGGCUGAAAAAGUUUUUGGCUUUGAACUUUUGAAUCUGAGAGGCCCACAAGCUAUCUGCACAUAAAAUCAUUAAAUGUUUCUUCUUUUGGCUCUUCUCCUGUAGUCAUUUUUUACAUUGGUCUUUCAUCAGAUUCACCAUUUUGUGCAAUUACCAACAUGAACUACAGCAAGUUUGUAAGUUUUCUUGUUGGUCUUCUGGGAAAUGACUGGUUUCAACAGCUUUGCUCUUGAGAAUCCAUUAGUAGGACUAUAUGGCAUCCAUUCUUCGACAGGAAAUGAAGAUUUAAUCUAUUCUAGGAUUCUGGUUUUUCAGCAUUGUUUGAAUUUUCGAGAUAUUACAACUGCCACCAAGCUUGUAUUUUCUUCAUGGAUGCAGCAUCACCAUCUCAACUUCCUCAAGAGUCAUUAUCUCUAGAUAUCUUAGCUUUGGAGGAAGAGAGUUCUGUAGUUCCAACUAAGCCUCUGACCAUCAGGACAUCAAGUUCCUGCAGCAGCCAAUCGAGUAGUAAGAAAUCUCUCCCUGUAUCUCCUUCCGAUUUGCUUUCACCAUGCAUAAAGAGCUCAAUUGAAUCAUCCCCAUUGAAUUCCCCAUCCCUCAUCUCUCCACCAUCAUCAGCAUUCGUUUCAGCUUUACAAUCACCUUACAUAUCUCCAAGGGCCUUGCUUCCACCGCCCCCAGAAAACGCGACUCCAUCUACUACACCAGAAAACGUGACUCCAUCUACUACGCCAGAAAACCCAACUCCAGCAACACAUCCAUCUCCUCCGGUUUCUUACUGUGGCUCUGUAUCUGAUGAUAUCCCAAGCUCUUCCUACACCCCUCCACCAGAAAGAUUGGAUUUCUGCGAUGACCCAUCUGACCAAAAGCUUAAAUUUGUGACCUGUGCUCCAGUUCCUGACACUGCACCUCCCCGAAUCUCAUUUACCUUCCCUGUCCCUCGGAUUUCCUUUGCAAAAACCUCAGUUUCUAGCUCUCCCAAUGCAAAACUCAGGAGCUGUGAUGUUUAUAUAGGCUUUCAUGGCCAGAAUUCCAAUCUGAUACGCUUCUGUAAGUGGCUUAAAUCAGAGCUUGAGCUCCAGGGAAUAGCUUGUUUUGUUGCAGACAGAGCUAAAUAUUCAAAUACUCAGAGCCAUGAGAUUGCUGAUAGAAUUAUUUGCUCAGCCACUUAUGGUGUUGUGGUUGUCACGAGUUCAAGCUUUCUCAAUCGUCUCAGCAUUGAGGAGAUCAGAUUCUUCACCCAGAAGAAGAACCUGGUCCCCUUGUUGUUUGAUACGGACCCUACUGAGAUUGCUGGCCUUCUCAAUCGUAGUUCAGAUGAUAAGGAGUGGAAAGAAGUAAUUGACAGCUUGAUAAAAUCACAUGAAUUCAAGCUGGAGGCGAAUGAGAGUAAUUGGAGAAGUUGUGUAUCUAGAGCUGCUGGGAUUUUAAGUGCAAAGCUCGGCAGGAAGAGUGUUGCUGAGAAGGAGAUGGAAUAUCUUGAAGAGUUCCCAUUCCCAAGAAACAGAUACUUUUUAGGAAGAGAGAAGGAGAUGAUGGAGAUUGAGACUGCGUUUUUUGGAUGUGGGGAUUCUUUUGAUCAUGACUGUUCCAAGCCAAUUAUGAAAGGAGAAUCAGAUGGGGUCUCAGAAGGCUUUGCAGAUGAGGAAAGUGACACUCUCAGAACCAGAGGAGGAGGAUACAUUAAUUUGGAGUUGAGGAAGUGCAAGGAACCUAAGUUAGAAGCAUGGAUUGAACCGGUAAUGGCAAAAAGUCCAUCUAAGAGGGCAAAACAUAAGAAAUCAAAGAGUGGGAACAAUAAAAGUCUCAGUUCUGUGGUCUGUAUUAAUGGUGUUUCAGGUAUCGGAAAGACAGAGCUGGCAUUGGAGUUUGCUUACAGGUAUUCACAGAGAUACAAGAGGGUGCUCUGGAUAGGUGGAGAAGCUCGGUAUUUCAGGCAGAACAUAUUGAACCUAUCAAUUAUUCUGGGGUUGGACGUGAGUGCAGAAGCAGAGAAAGAAAGAGGGAGGAUCCGAAGCUUUGAGGAACAAGAAUUUGAAGCAUUUCAGAGAGUUAAGAAAGAGCUGUUUCGAGACAUGCCAUAUUUACUCAUCAUUGAUAAUCUAGAAACUGAGAAGGAAUGGUGGGAAAGGAAGGAUCUGCAUGACUUUAUCCCAAGGAAUACUGGGGCAUCCCAUGUGAUUGUCACAACUCGGCUCUCAAAGGUGAUGAACUUUGAUCCAAUGCCACUCCAACCAUUGUCUUUGCCUGAUGCAAUGAUUUUGAUCAGAGGAAGGCGAAAGAAAGACUAUCCAAAUGAAGAGUUGGAGUUUCUUAGGAAGUUCAUUGACAGAUUGGGAAGCUCAAGCUUUGGAUUGUGGAUAAUUGGGUCACUACUCUCUGAGAUCUCAAUUUCUCCAUCAUCUCUCUUCGAAGCUGUGAACCAGGCAUCAAUUGAUGAAUGUGUCUCCUGUACUUCUUUGAGUGCUGGGGAUGAACAAUUCUUCAAGAAUAAUACUUUCCUAAUGAUGAUUUUGGGUUUUUGUACUGCUGUCUUAGCCCAAACCAAUGGGACAGGGAGUCCCCUAUCUUUGAGAAUGCUUCUUGCUGGUGCUUGGUUUGCCCCAGCACCCAUUUCAGUGACUCUACUUGCUGCUGCUGCUAAGAAGAUUACUGUUACUGGAAAUGGGUUUGAGCAGUGGAAGGAACGUCUAAGACUCGCCUUAUGUUGCUGCAUAGCACCCCAAACUCGAUGUGAAACAGAAUCAGCUCUCCUUCUGGUAAAACUAGGCUUGGCAAGAAGAACAAAUAGACAGCCUGGAUGCUGGAUUCAGUUCCAUCCCAUCACUGAAAUAUUUAUGAGAAGAAAAGGAGGCUCAAUUGCUGCCAAGGCUGCAGUUCAAGGUGUGAAAAAAAUUGCAAACCCAGCAAUGAACUCUGACCACCUGUGGGCUUCUGUAUUCCUUGUAUUUGGGUUCAAAUCUGAGCCCCCACUUGUCCAGUUGAAGGCAAUUGAUAUGGUUCUCUUUAUAAAGAGGACUGCUCUUCCUCUUGCAAUCCGGGCCUUCACAGUUUUCUCACGCUGCAAUUCAGCAUUGGAGUUACUGAAGGUGUGCACCAAUGUACUUGAGGAGAUCGAGAAAUCAUUCGUGUCUCAGAUACAACAUUGGCAUCAUGGUUCACUUUGCUGGAGGAAGAAAUUCCAGUCUAACCAAAGGGUAGAUGAAUAUGUAUGGCAAGAUGUUACACUGUUGAAGGCUACAUUGCUUGAGACCAGAGCCAAGUUGCUAUUGAGAGGUGGACAUUUUGACAGUGGUGAGGAACUGUGUAGGACUUGUAUUAGCAUCAGGACGGUGAUGCUUGGUCAUGACCACUCCCAGACCUUGGCAGCUCAGGAAACACUUGCCAAGUUGGUAAGAUUCAGAAGUAAGAUAUGAAACUCUGUUUCCAUUAGUAAAAGAAGGAAAGGUCAUAAAGCAAAAGAGGGCCUAGUUUCCAUGGUUUUGUCCCUUUUAUUGGCAAGCAGCUCUCUGGUUUUGUUUACACUGAGAAGAUUAGUUACAUAUUGGAAAAUUUUUCCAUGCUCUUACUUUACAAUACAUGAGGUGCUGCUCAUUUCUAUUUUGGCUUUCCUGAUAAUUGUACCACUAAAAUUGAAAAGCCAAAUACUUUGAGUUGAUAUUGGGUACUCUAGCAGAAAAAUAAUAUAUCUAUAUCACCCUCUUCCACAUGUGAGAAGCUCAUUUUGGUAAA
Molecule: messenger RNA, 4202 nt
Organism: Nelumbo nucifera (sacred lotus)
Lineage: Eukaryota; Viridiplantae; Streptophyta; Magnoliopsida; Proteales; Nelumbonaceae
Product: P-loop containing nucleoside triphosphate hydrolases superfamily protein
Biological process (GO): signal transduction; recombinational repair
Molecular function (GO): ADP binding; ATP hydrolysis activity
Source: RefSeq, a predicted model, not a curated record